CGCACACAGCUGGAUGGACAGCAACGUCUCGGCAGUCGGAAGGAUGUGGAUUUUGAUAAUGUUUUGAAGUUUGUGAAGGACUCGCACAGGUGGCGCAACUCACGGCCGGACACCACCUAACCGCCUCAAGUGAAUGAGUUGAAUUUCAGAAUCCAGUCCAGAGAAAGAAAGAGAAAGAAAGAAAGAAAGAAAGAGAGACAAUCAUGAUGGAGUCAAUCCUCGACAGUCUGGCGGCUGACCGGCUGUACCCGGUCGGCGGGGCCAACCUGUUGGACCUGGAGGAGCUCAGCGACGGAGACUUCCUCACCAACGUGCCUUUCUCAGGUGACCAGAUGGACGACUUCAGCAGUGAAUUAUUCAGCAGUUUUUUUGACGACCAUCUAUUAGAGAGGCCCCUGCUGGCAGACAGACCGUCACCUCUACACAUGGACAUCGACGACAGCAGCCCAGAUAUUCAAGCGGAGCACAGCUACUCUUUCAGCGAAGACUCCGCCCCCCAGAGCCCAGCCCUGUCAAUCAAAAUGGACCACGAGUCACAAUUUGAAUGGAGCUUCAGCCAGGACCUUUCGGCCAUCUUGGUGAAACAGGAGGAGCCUGAUGUGGGUCAAAGGUUAGAUCCUCAGCCUCUCGAAGGCCCGCCGCUCAUAUUAAGCCCCGCCCCCCCACACAGAGGGUCGCCAUGCAAACGCAAGGCGCCGAACCAGGACAGCGUGAAGUCAGUCGCCAUCAAAGAUGAACCCAGAGAGAUUGGACAGUACCUCAGCCUGCCCAGCGAAGACGUCCUCCAGCUCCCGCCCACCCCUCCCAGCAGUAACCACGGCGACAGCGACGGCUCCCUCCCUCCGUCCUCGCCACACCUCCCUCUGCCGCCGUCUUCCCCUCAGCCGCAACAGAGGCCGGGGGGUCGAGCCUCCUCCUCCUCUUCCUCCUCCUCCACCGCCAUCUCUUCCUCACCUCUGCUCACCGCGCCACACAAGCUGCAGGGUUCAGGCCCCCUCCUGCUGACGGAGGAAGAGAAGAGGACCCUGGUGGCGGAGGGCUACCCGGUACCCAACAAACUUCCUCUCACCAAAAGCGAAGAGAAGGCGCUGAAGAGGGUCCGGCGGAAGAUUAAAAACAAGAUCUCAGCUCAGGAGAGCCGGAGGAAGAAGAAAGAGUACGUGGAAUGUCUGGAGAAAAAGGUGGACAGCUACACGUCAGAAAACAGCGACCUGUGGAUAAAAGUAGAAAACCUGGAGACCGCCAACAGGUCUCUCCUACAGCAGCUCCAGAAGAUCCAGUCCCUGGUUUCAGGAAAAGUUGUGUCCCGUUCUCGUAAAAUGGCCUCAACUCAAACGGGAACAUGCCUCAUGAUGGUGGCCGUGUGUUUCGUCCUGGUGCUGGGCUCCUUCUCCCCCCUCUCCUUCCUCACUCACACCUCCUCUUUGUCCUCAUCCUCCUCUUCCUCCCACCCUUCCUCCUCUCCUCCUCUUCCGUCAGCGGACCUCUACACCACCAGUCAGGUCCGUUCCCGCAGCCUGCUCUUCUACAACGAAGAGGAGGAGGAGGGUUUAGUGACGUCAGACGAGGGGCGGCUCGAGUCGGACAGCCACAUCCAGACCAGCCGACACACAGCGGACGUUCAGGGCAGCAACCAUUCAACUGGGCCCAAGUCCAACCGCAGAGAAACAAAACCAGAAGGAGUCUCUGAGUUUUCUGACAGAGCUUGAAUGCUCCUCCCCAUGAAUUCUAACCUCUGACCCCCUUAAAAGUCCCGAAAACCGCCAGAUUCCUCAGUCAAACUGGACCCGAAUCUCAGUCCACCGCCAUCUCGACCAAUGAGACGCGAGACACGCCCUCUCCACAGCCGGUAUCCUGCGUGAACAGACUCUGCUGCACCUGAAUACACUUGAUUUUGAAAGAAACCACCUUAUUGACCUUUCUACUGGUGUGCAUUCAGAUAUAGUAUCUAUUGAUAAACACUUACAAACAUAGGGCCGUAAUUAACAAAACUCAGAUGCAAUUUGCAAAAAUAUCACCGCAAACGAGUAAACCAAGACAAAUUCAGAAAUGAAUAAGAGAGUUUGAUCUCCUCUUGUCACGACGGACCUGAAGAAACACCUGUUGAGAACUCUAUGAACAUAAAUACAUCGAUGUGGAUACUUGACGGACCUCCACUGUGGGAGUUAAUGUUGUGUGUUUUAUGUAUUUUAUUUCCAAGGCGCUCCGUUUUUAACCGGUCACACACCAAAGGGCUGCAACUAUCCAUGAGUUCUAAUCCUCAUGGAGAAGCGAGUGUCUUUUCUUGAAUAAUUUCUGCCAAUUAAUUAAUAGAACCAUCGUUUCAGCUCGAUGUUACCAAACUAACUCGUGAGGAUGAACACGUCCUUUUAGAAGGAAGCUGUGCCAUUUUUAAAAAAGUGCCUUCCACUUUAUAACUAUAUGACCGACUCGGCCUUAAACCUAAAGGCAACUCACGCAGCUUUAAACCUGGAGCCGUCACGCAAACUAGAAUACAGACCGUUUAUUUUAAACUGGAUCACUUUUUAAAUUUCAUCUCUGAAGUUCAAUUUUUUUCACUUCCAAAUUUAGCAUCAUUCGGGAAAGGGGGCACAUCUUCAUAUCAAGGGACCGGUAAAGGGGUCCCGACAGAGGUUGGGAAACAUGACAUAUGGUAUAUGUAAUAUAUUUGUAGCAUCAAAAAAAGAGCAUAUUUAAUUUGUGCAACAAAAAAAAAAGGAAAGAAAUACUGAACGUGUUUUUAAAGUUAGUCCGUCAUCGUCUUGUUUUUGUUUUUCUAAAUAAUGUUUACAAAAAAAACCCAAAAUACAACGUAUAAUAUAUUCAGAGCAUCAAAAAAAAGAGCAUAUUUAUUUUAUGCAAGAAAAAAAAAUGGAAUUGUAUGUUGUUGUGUUUUUUGAGGACGAUGAAGUUUUACACGACAGUGUGUAGCUGACAUGGAGUGUGAAACUUUGACGUGGUCUGUUCGUGUCUUUUAACGCUAAUACAGUGUUUAUGUUUCACUGCUGUCGCAUGAGAAGCUACCAGGGUCUUUGUGGUGAAUUAAAACUCAUUUUUAAGGUUUCCUGACCUGGAAAUCAUCGCAAAUAAACCGCACAAAUUUUAAAUAAUUCAAACAUUGACUAUAAUGUCAAUGUAUAUAUAUAUAUAUUUCCCGUCAUAAAUUCAUAAUAUAAGCUAAAAACGAAGCAGCAUAGAUGCUAAAUGUGCUCAUGCGACAGCAGUGUAUGUUGUAUUUAUUCCUGUUUGUAGAAAGUGUGUAUAUAUUGAUGAAGCCAAUCAGGGGACUAAUACAUUCCAGGAACUAAAACACCACUAGCUUCGUUAUUGCCACAAUUUGAAGGAACAUUGGGACAUUUACAAAAAAAUCUUUUCUUCACCACUAUUCUGACAAUGUGACCAAAUAAUUCAAACUAUUAAAUGCCAUGGUAUUCCUUCAAAUUAAAAGCUACGAAAGUAACCAUUCCACUGUCCCGGUCCAAAUCCUCUGGGACAUAAUUAGAAUUCUGAGUUAUGAAAUACUCAGAAAUCCUAUUUUUCAUCUCCAAAACAUUGCAAUUAACACAGAUUUCCUGUUUUUCUUAAUUGUUUUUUAUUCAUCUCUGUAUCUGUUUAAUUGUGUGGCCCUCAUCCUGUGUGUGUACACAAAAACACGUCAUGUGACUGCAGCCCGUUGCACAAACAUCCAGUCAUUCUCACCCCUAACUGUCUUAAAGCACCGGUGUACAAAAACAAUGACGACCUGAUGUGCAGUUGUUGUAAAUAAGGGCCCUGGUUUUGUAUUGUGACACAGUCCAAGAUUUUAAUCUGUGGAAGCACUUGGGGGAAGAAAAGAAUUGAGAAAAAUGUUUGGAUUAUUCCCGGGGGGAAAAAUGUGUCGAGAAGGGAGGGGGGUAAAAAAUAAAGGGAGGGUGACUUUUCCACUUGUAGAGAAACUUUGAUAACGCAUCAGCUGCACACAGUUCAAAUCCAGUGAAACCACCAGGGGACGCUCGACUAUUCCGACCUCUUCGUGAAUAUGUUGGAGGGGAAAUAAUCGAGCACUUUUCAAGGGUUUCCAAUUAUUUCAAAUGUGUUUGGGUCAAACGUUGUCUUGGUUUGUUGUCUAGCGUCUUGCAUGUUCCUCCAUAUACAACUAUGUUAUCUUAGAGUAGUCAGUAGAGUAGAAACAAGCAAAAUAUAAAAAACCUGCAUCAGCAA
Messenger RNA from Pseudoliparis swirei, 4200 nucleotides. RefSeq names its product cAMP responsive element binding protein 3-like 1 (gene creb3l1). The record is from RefSeq and is a predicted model, not a curated record. Gene Ontology annotation, biological process: regulation of transcription by RNA polymerase II. Bases 204 to 1709 code for a protein of 501 amino acids. Lineage: Eukaryota; Metazoa; Chordata; Actinopteri; Perciformes; Liparidae. The transcript has 13 exons. Gene Ontology annotation, molecular function: cAMP response element binding; DNA-binding transcription factor activity, RNA polymerase II-specific.